UUAGCCAAUUUUGGGAGGAUCUCAAAAGUUGAGAGGGAUGCAUGGAUGGAUUUGAAUUCAUGCUAUUAAUUUCACAACAUCCCAUCAAGCUAGACAGCGCUCUCAAGCUGUCUUUUUGAAUUAGACAAAUUUAUAAUUCAUUGGAAUUACCAUAGUUUAUAACACAAGUUAUAUUUACUCGUAUUUUGUUCACUGUCAGCUUUGUGGUUGCACAUCUUUAACGCUAGGGAGCUUGCCGUAUUUAAGGUGAUCUCUCCACGAAAUGAAAGUAAGCGUGCUACACUGUCGUUGUUCCAAAUGCUUCACGGUUCCAGCACGGAAGCGGGUCCGUAAGCGUGUUCCAGCCCUAACACUGCUGUCUCUUCCCGAAGAGGUGCUUCUGUGUGUUCUCCAGUGCCUCUCUGCUGAGGACCUGCUGGCUGUCAGAGCUGUACACUCUCAGCUCCGUGACAUCAUUGAUAACCACUCUAGUGUUUGGGCCCGGGUCAGUUUCAGGGAUACCUGGCCAUCCCCCAACACAGUCUGGCUCUUUGAGAGGGCCGCAGAGAAGGGGAACUUCGAGGCAGCUGUGAAACUAGGGAUUGCAUAUUUGUACAAUGAAGGACCGUUGCUGAGUGAUGAAGGGCGUGCCGACGUGUGCGGCCGGAAGGCGUCCCAGUUCUUCAGCCUGGCGGAGAGCCUGCGUUCCCCUACCGCUGACCCCUUCAUCUGGGUUUUCAUCCGCCCGCCCUGGUCCCCCACUGGGAGCUGCUGCAAGGCUGUGGUGUUUGACAGGCUCAAGGCGGAGUGUGAAACCAAUGUGGAGAGGAGGGGUACGUUGCUGCACUGUCUGGCCAGAGUCCUCCAGCUUUUUGAUGAGGACGACAAGCGCGCCGAGGCCCUGACACUACUUGAAGAGUCGUCUCAGUCGGGCUGUCUACAGAGCGCUUACCUGCUUUGGGAACAUAACCGUAAAACCGCAAUGGCGGACCCAGGCAGGUACCUCCAGUUCAUACGCACGCUCAGGGACUACGCAGCCAAAGGAUGCUGGGAAGCACAGCUGUCCCUGGCCAAGGUGUGCAGCAGUGACAACCCGCUGGGUCUGGAGCAGAGGGCCUGUGCCGACCUUGUGGCCCAGCUGUUUCGUUCCUGUCCCCCCGUGCCCCGACGCAGGGUGGAGGAGGUGCUCCGACAGGGCAUCAACGACACCAUGAGAUACAUCCUGGUGGACUGGUUGGUGGAGGUAACCACCAUGAAGGACUUCUCCAGCCUGACCCUCCACGUGACAGUGGGCUGUGUGGACCGCUACCUGGCCCUGCGCUCCGUGCCCAAGGCCCGCCUGCAGCUGCUGGGCAUCGCCUGCAUGGUCGUCUGCACGCGGUACAUCAGUAAGGAUAUCCUGACCAUCCGGGAGGCGGUGUGGCUCACAGACAACACCUACAAGUAUGAGGACCUGGUCCGCAUGAUGGGGGAGGUCAUCUCUGUGCUGGAGGGCAAGAUCAGGACUCCCACUCUGCUGGAUUAUGGCCAGGUGCUGCUGUCUCUGUUACCCCUAGAGCGGCUCAGUGUCCACCUGUUCAGCUACUUGUGUGAGCUCACCUUGCUCUACUCAGCCCUCACUACAUACUCCUCAGCCCACCUGGCCAACGCCAUCCUGCUGCUCACAAGGGCACUACACCACUACGCUCCCAUCUGGCCCAUCCAGCUGGCUGAGUAUACAGGCUUCUCCAAGCAGGACCUGGUCCCCUGCACUUUACUACUCUAUGUCAAGUGCUUCAGUAAGGAUGUACCCAAAGACUACAGGCAAAUGUCUCUGACAGGUGUCAAGCAGAGGUUUGAGGAUGAGGCCUACCAACACAUCAGCAAAGAAAAGGUGAUUGAUUUCAAGGAGCUGUGUCAGGUCCUGGAGGUCCCGGAGGUGGAACCCUACAUGGUGCUGCCCAGCCCCACGGGCCAGCCAGCUGACAUCCACACCUUCCUCUCCUCCCCCUCCAGCAACAGCAAGAGGAGACGGGAGGAGUCCUUGCCUGUGCACCGAGGCAGCUUUGUGGCCACACCCACGGCUGAGCUGUCCACUCAGGAAGAGACCCUGGUGGGGGACAUGCUGGACUGGAGCCUGGACACCUCCUGCUCUGGAUACGAGGGGGACCAGGAGAGUGAAGGAGAGAAGGAGGCCAAGGAGGGAGAGACCUCUGUUCUGGCCAUUACACUGGAGCUAGCAACGGAGCCCGAGGACUCCAAACUGCACUGCCGAGCCCUCUCCAGCGACGAUGACAGUUUCUGUGAGGGGAACAAAGAGGAAGAGGAGUAUGAAGGGGAGGGGAGUGCCAGGAGCCGACCGGGCGAGCCCCCCUCUCCUCAUUCAUCACAACCGACUUCCACAGCUCAG
Molecule: messenger RNA, 2368 nt
Organism: Oncorhynchus kisutch (coho salmon)
Lineage: Eukaryota; Metazoa; Chordata; Actinopteri; Salmoniformes; Salmonidae
Product: cyclin-F-like
Exons: 17
Molecular function (GO): protein binding
Source: RefSeq, a predicted model, not a curated record